CAUGAAUCAGUGGCAGCUGUUUUUUUGUUUUUAAAGUUUAAUAGUUCAUUCCACUUGAUCUCCUGUCGUGACAUCAUUUGUGUUGAAUCAGAGGAGUGUUCAAAUUCUCCUAGGUGUGUUUGCAGCAGACUGUUGCUGAGACCCUGCAGGAUAAGGUUUAUCAAACUUGGCAGUUGGCGUUUAAAAAGUUAAAUCUUCUUUUCCUGUCGACACGUGAUCAACAUCGGAACAAAAGCUUUUUCUUCUCAUUGUCAGUUGCUUUGUUCUUUUGAACAAAGCCAAAAAUCGCAGCAAUGGCUGUUUACAGACAGGUGGACCUCGACUCUUUGAUGAAAGCGUCAAGAGGCAAUCCUGAAGUGCUGACCAUCGAGGCGACCGUUAUCACAGGUUUUGAGUUCCUUGCAGUAGACGAGUGCAAGGAAAAGUGCGACCCCCUGGCUGUCUGCAAGGCGACAAAGGGCAGGAUUUAUUUUAACGUCUCCCUGGACAAUUUCCACAAGGUAUUCUCUCUUAAAUCAAUUGACAACCUUUUCCUUGUUGGUGAAUACAUAGAUAAUAUAGGCUUCCAAGGAAACAAAGAAAAAGAUUUGGAAACAAUAAAAUCACUUGUAAACGUGGUUGACUGGACUGGAUUUAUCACUACAUGGAGUAAAUUGGUCUCGUAUAAGGGUAUACUUUUCCCUAGCAAAAAUGCAAAAACCGAAGUUAAGCCAGAGUCAUCUGAGAGUUCUGAAAGCUCUUCAGAGACGCGCAGAGAAGUCCAAAGCAGUGAUUCGAGUGUUGAAUCAAAAGAGAAGGACGAAAGCAAUUCUUCAAUUUUGAACAAUGAUCUGAAAGAUUUCCCUGUCAUUUCGGGAAAUGAAUUGCAUACUCUAAUGAAUGAAAUUGAUAGCCUACUCGAGGCAGAUAUUAAAUGCGAUGAUACAGAUUUUACUGUCCUUACCGCAUUGGGUCAUAGCGAAUUUCACGUUGAUGAUAUAGAUUUCACUUCAGUUAACAAAAAACUUGAGAAUUUGAUCAAUCCAGGUACCAUUUGCGAAAACUUCUGCGAAUCCUUGCUUGAUAAAACGGUUCCGCAAAUAACCAGCAAAUAUUUGAUGGGCGACUUGGCUGAAUCCAACGAAAAUUCUUUACGAAGUGAUUCUGAAUUAAUGAGACUUUAUGAUGAAAAUGUACUUAAGGAUGAAAAAGGUGGCGACACUAAAUUCUAUGAUGAUGUCCAUUCAAAUAAACAUGAUCUAUCAGCUCUUGAGGAUACGACCAAUUCUAGCGAUUACAAAAAAGAUUACAAGAAAGGCAAAGAUAAAAAGAAAAAAGAUCGAAGUGGAAAAAAGAAAUCUAGGAAGGAUCAAGAAGAGCGAAAAAAGCAAGUAGGACCAGGGCCAAAGCCAUAUGUGGAUGAUGGAAUUCUCAAGUAUCGAGUGACUUGUUAUCGAGCAGGGACACAGCACAGCUUUUCUUCUAUGGAAGCUGCUGCUGAGUUUGGAGGUCGAUUGCAAGACACUUUUAAUUGGACAGUGGACUUGACCAGGUUUGACCUUAACAUCUUCCUUGUAAUUGAGCAAAAUAGCAGUUAUAUCACAAGUGCCUUGACAAAAGAAUCAUUUCAUAGAAGGAACAUUACACAUUUUGGAAGAACAUCAUUAAGAGCUACUAUGUGCUAUAACCUCAUGCGUCUUGCCGAUCCGGCAGCAGGAGAAAUUAUUGUAGAUCCACUUUGCGGAGGAGGCUCUAUUCCAAUAGAGGGAGCUUUAAGCUUUCCAGGCACUUUUCAAAUAGGAGGAGAUAAAGAUGACAAAGCGAUAAAUAGGACUUCAGCAAACAUCACACACCUUACUAAAGAGAAAGGUCUCCCUAUAGAUGCGUUUAAAUGGGAUGCAUUAAACAUCCCGUUUAGAGAUCAAACUGUAGACGUGUUUGUGACAGAUUUGCCUUUUGGAAAAAGAAGCGGCCUGAAGAAAGACAAUUUUGCUCUCUAUGAAAAUCUGCUCAAAAAAUUGGCCAGGGUUGUCAAAAUGGGCACAGGCAGGGCUUCACUUCUCACUUACGACAGGAAGGCUCUCACACAGGCUAUUUGGAUGUGCAAGUACUGGAAGCAGACUAGGACAUUCAGUGUUAACCAUGGUGGUCUUAAUUCAUCAGUUUUCUUGCUUACAAGAACAUUAGAGGCUGUAGAAUAAUUUAUAUAUAUUAUCCUUAGGAUUAUGCAUUAUUUAUUUGUUGUUGUUUUUUUACGUUGAGUUUCAACAGUGGUGGUGUUCUGUUAAUUUAUUUUGUGCAUUAAAAGUAAGCAGUUUUAUUUUAAUUAUUUAAA
Molecule: messenger RNA, 2314 nt
Organism: Cimex lectularius (bed bug)
Lineage: Eukaryota; Metazoa; Arthropoda; Insecta; Hemiptera; Cimicidae
Product: THUMP domain-containing protein 3-like
Exons: 8
Coding region: 294-2180 (628 amino acids)
Biological process (GO): tRNA methylation
Molecular function (GO): RNA binding; tRNA (guanine) methyltransferase activity
Source: RefSeq, a predicted model, not a curated record